This is a messenger RNA of Eublepharis macularius, 2689 nucleotides long. It is a transcript of the gene CD37, whose product is annotated as CD37 molecule. NCBI's taxonomy places the organism in Eukaryota, Metazoa, Chordata, Lepidosauria, Squamata, Eublepharidae. The record is from RefSeq and is a predicted model, not a curated record. Bases 158 to 967 code for a protein of 269 amino acids. The transcript is spliced from 9 exons. Gene Ontology annotation, cellular component: membrane.
GAAUGGAGGAGGAAGGGCCCCUUCGGGUGGUUGAGUGAAAUUGUUCGGAAACUUUGCUCUUUGGAAGGAAAAAGAAAAAGGGGGGUUGGUUGGUUGGUUUGGAGCGUGAGAAACUGUAGAAGCGACAAUUCAGCGUGUAGAAGCAAGGGAAGGCACCAUGUCCCACAAAGGAUGCCUCAGUGUCACCAAGUACUUCCUCUUCAUCUUCAACCUCUUCUUCUUUAUUCUUGGAAGCCUUCUCUUCAGUUUUGGUUUAUGGAUCCUCUUCGACCAGAAUAGUUUUGCCUCUACACUAGGGUCAUCAAUUUUUGCCUUGAAGAUCUGGUCCUAUAUUUUCUCUGGGGUUGGCAUCCUCACAAUGCUCAUGGGAUUCCUCGGGUGCCUGGGCUCCCUCAAAGAAGUCAAGUGUAUGCUGGGAUUUUACUUUGCCUUCUUACUGCUUCUCUUUGUUGCCCAAAUCUCCAUUGGAAUUGUGGUAUACACGCAGCGCAACACGAUCCACGCAAAGGUCAGAGAAUAUGUUGACGACAUAAUUCAGAAUUACAAGCUGAACGGGUCCCUCACAGAUAAGGAGGAGAGCUGGGAUGUUGUGCAGGAGCAGUUCCAGUGCUGUGGAUGGAAUUCCUACCUGGACUGGCGAAACAACCAUGUAGUGCACAGCAAUGGCUCCUCCCUCUACCCUUGCUCCUGCCGAAAUAGUUCUCAGUCUGGCCAGCUGAUGACCAACAACACGGAGACCCCCAAGCCAACAGAGCCCACAGAAGGCUUCUGUGUUACCCGGGGACAGUGGCCUGUCUACAAGGAGGGCUGCAUGAACAACGUCCAGAUCUGGCUUGCCAACAAUAUAAUCACUAUUGUGGGACUCUGUCUUGGAAUUGCUCUCAUGGAGCUCUUCCUAAUGACGCUAUCGAUGUUUCUGUGUAAGACCAUCGGGCCCAACUAUGACAAGCUCGCUCGCUAUUCCUAGGAAAGAAAUCUGUCUUGGAAGUUGCUCACUCACUGUUCCCAGGAGACGGAUCUCCGUUUCCCAGAUUCCUCAUUUUAAAGGACUGCCUUAAAAUCCACUCCUUUCAAUUCACACAUUCCACUGCAGGGGUUUAAAGCAGUGGGUGGUAGGGCUGCAAGGUACUUUGAAUAGGUUUCUUUACCUAGUUUUAUUUUCACCUGGUACAAGAUAGGUUUAUUCUAACCUUAUCUUAGUAAAUUAAAUGAAACCUUCAAGAACGGCGGCCCUGACGAGAAAUGGCGUACGCUAUAUUCCCUUUGCUGGUCCAAAAUGUACAGACUAUCUCCGAAGUCCAAUCAGUCCACUGUACCGUCAUACUAUUUUACAUUUGAACAUUCACCUGAGCCAGCGCCCGCUUCAGUGUGAAGAAAACUGUUUUAUAGCGAGGUACUGCUGCCGGUACCCGAUGGUUUACCAAAUAGAAACUGAGAAGCCUUGGAACGGGAUGUCUCAAAGCAGUAUAAGCGCACCAGUAUUUAAAAUGUUUGGGUAAGUUGGUGUCAUUUGCUAACUCUUGCGGUCUUUUCACUCAACAAUGCACUGAGAAAAUUGACCUCCCCCACUCCUUUGGAUCUAGAGUUUGUGUCCUUCCUUUCUGAAGAUCGUUUUGGUAUCCAGAUAAAUCUGAUUUUAAAAACUUAGAUGAUAUUCCAGCAAGAGGUAAAUAGUAAUAAACCACGAAGGAUGCUGACUACCUCGCUGGCGAGCCUUACUUGUGAUUGGGAAAACAGGCCGGGAACAUUGGGUCCCCUAUUUGGUACUUGGGUUUCAGUACAAUACUCUAAAGGGUGGAGGGGGUGUACCCGAAGAGCCUUGCGAUGUGUUCCAACCUGGAGCCUGUAUGUUGCGAGAACCUCUUCUAAACAAUGCCGCUGCAUAACAUCCUGAAGUGCUAUCCUCGUCCUGACUUGACUAGCAUCUGAAGGAAAUGGUUCUCGUGCCCGAGCCUCCAUUUUGUUCUCUUCUUCCCUACAGCCCUCUCUAAACCUUCCUAAUUCUAAGGGAUUUUUGACCCUAAAUUCUCCCACCGUUUCCCUAAUUGUUAUUGACUGGAGUUACCUCAAAAAAAAAUUCCAUUCUGUUUUGUUCCAUCACAGCCCCUUGCCUAAGCUUCUAACCAUGUGUGUGUGUGUUCUGUUCUCACAGCUCCUUGCAUGUGCAGGAGCUCAAGGCAUACAGUCAGCUCCAGCGCAAGCAAAGGUUUCUCCCUCUAUUUCAGCUGCAGGAACAGAUCAGCAGCCAUGUUCUCACUGCCUGCGGCUUGGAAAAUAAAAGGGGGAAACUUUUGCUUCUGCUGGCUGCGUGCACAGUUGUGCAUUCCCAGACUUUGAGGGAGCCAUGUAUUCCCAUACCUUACCUUUAGCAACUAUAUGGCAUACUAUUGGUCCCCUCCAAGCUAGGGUGAAUUGUCUGACAUGCUUUUGACCCCGUGUGUUUCAUGCCUAACAUUCACACAGUGGCAGAUGGGAACACCCAUGCCUAACUUUUACACGUGCAUGUAUGAAAUGCAUAUAAUCCUGAAUGCCUGAGAUGGUGGAAUUGUGAAGGGAGCAUGCAAGUUUUGAAAGGGUAGAGGGUGGAAGAGAAUAUGUAUAAUUUCACCCUUCUCUGCAGUGGGUUUGUUUUUUUAGCAGUAUUGGAUUUUCUUUGUGUAAUGUAGUCUUCAUUUGUAAAUAAAAAAAA